GCUGAGUAAAAAUCACCUGACCAUAAUAUAAGCUCAGGGCUGAAUGAAUCAUUGUAGAACUUGGGAUCGGUCUUUCGUUUAGUGUUUUGUAAGACACAUUUGCGUUUCUGUGAGCAUCGCUACCGUUAUUUGAAGCAAUUAUGGCUAUGUGUGGUGGAAUGAAACAGGUGGAACAGGCAACCCCGGAGGUUCAACAAUUAAUCGAAACAGUUAAAGUCAAAGUUGAGGAGAAGGCAGGAAAGAAGUUAGAGGUGUAUGAAGCCAAACUAUUUGCAACACAAUUAGUAAAUGGUAUCAAUUAUUUUGUUAAGGUGCACAUUGGAAAUGGUGAAUAUAUCCAUGUCAGAGCACACAAAGCCUUCAACCAGGAGAAAACCGUCUCAUUCCAUAGCAUUCAAGAUAAAAAACAAGAAGCUGAUGAAUUGGCAUACUUUUAACAUUAUUGUCACACUCUGUAAAAUACAUCUAUAUGAAUCCCUUUUUUUUCAGUCCCUUCGUAAUCUUGCUCCAUCUAUGAACUGAAUAAACCUGUAAACAGAACAGAGUCCUUUUGAUGAAUACUGGCAUUUUGAGAUCAAUACCUUAACAAUUGGCAAUGGUUGUCAUCUGUGUAUGGCGAUGCAACUUGUAUGGCAAUCUAACGUGAAUGUUGUUUCAAGCAUCAUUUUUGGAAAGAGAUAUCAUCUAUGACAUUGUCAACUUAUUCCAACCAAUCAAAACCUACGUUUCAUUCUGCAUACAAUAAAUAAUUUACUUGUCCUAUCCUCAGAUUGGAGCUCUGAAGAUGUGAAAUCCAUGCAUGAAGUUAGAGGCAGUUUUCAAAUUCAGGGAAAAAAACAAGUGCUGAUAUUUUACUUUGAAAUAGCACAAGAAUUUUUCUGCAGUUAAUUCAUACCAUUGAGGGCGCCAUUGUAUUUCAUUGAAUAAAAUGCAUUUGUACCUGUUACAUGCAAAUUGGAAUUUUUCUGUCUUCCAGCUUUUUAUUGAUAGAGCAAGUUAUUUCUACCAUACUUUUGUAUACUCCUUUGUAGUUAAUAAAUAACAUUCUUUAACAUUAA
Saccoglossus kowalevskii is the source of this 1058-nucleotide messenger RNA. Its product is annotated as cystatin-B-like. The record is from RefSeq and is a predicted model, not a curated record. Gene Ontology annotation, cellular component: cytosol. Gene Ontology annotation, molecular function: cysteine-type endopeptidase inhibitor activity. Lineage: Eukaryota; Metazoa; Hemichordata; Enteropneusta; Harrimaniidae.